Messenger RNA from Telopea speciosissima, 1528 nucleotides. RefSeq names its product beta-glucosidase 24-like. Gene Ontology annotation, molecular function: beta-glucosidase activity. Bases 1 to 1512 code for a protein of 503 amino acids. The transcript has 14 exons. The record is from RefSeq and is a predicted model, not a curated record. NCBI's taxonomy places the organism in Eukaryota, Viridiplantae, Streptophyta, Magnoliopsida, Proteales, Proteaceae. Gene Ontology annotation, biological process: carbohydrate metabolic process.
AUGUUGAAGGUUCAUGAACAUGCCAUUUCCAGUGGGACCAAUGGAACUAGUAGGACGAAGCCCAUGAAACGAAGUGAUUUCCCAAAUGAUUUUUACUUUGGAGCCGCAUCAUCUGCUUAUCAGUAUGAAGGUGCCGCAACUGAGGGUGGUAAAGGAGUAAGCAACUGGGACCACCACACUCAUAGAAAUCCUGAUAAGAUAAAGGAUGGCAAGAAUGGAGAUGUGGCCGUAGAUUUUUAUCAUCUAUACCUGGAAGAUGUGGCUUUGAUGGCGGAGUUGCGUUUGAAUGGUUUCAGAUUAUCGAUUGCAUGGACCAGAAUAAUACCAACUGGGAAGAAAAGUAAUGGAGUGAAUGAGGAAGGCAUCCAGUAUUACAAAAAACUCAUCAAAGUGCUUCAUGGAAAAGGGAUUGAGCCUUUUGUGACUCUUUUUCACUGGGAUGUUCCUCAAGCCCUCGAAGAUGAGUAUGGUGGUUUCUUGAAUUCUAAAAUCAUUGAUGAUUUUCGAGACUUUGCAAACAUUUGCUUUGAUCAAUUUGGGUACGAUGUGAGGCAUUGGAUCACCUUGAACGAGCCAUUUGAAUUCACCAGUUUUGGAUAUGUUGAUGGCACCUCUCCUGGCAAUGUUGAGGAUCUUGGGACAAACCCAUAUACAGUAGGCCACAACCUGCUCCGUGCUCAUGCAGCCGUAGUGGAUCUCUACAGGAACAACUACCAGAAAUCCCAACGGGGAAAGAUUGGAAUUACAUUGAGUAUUAAGAGUAUGGUUCCUUUAUCCAGUAAAUUUACUGAUGUUGAAGCUGCUGCAAGAGCUAAUGAUUUUCAAUUUGGAUGGUUUAUGGAUCCUGUAACCUUUGGAGACUAUCCAAGCAGUAUGCAACUUCUUGUCAGGGACCGGCUGCCAAAGUUUUCUCCAAAGGAAUCUCACAUGUUGAAAGGGUCAUACGACUUCCUUGGAGUGAACUAUUAUACUGCAAAAUAUGUUACUCAUGCCCCUUACUCUCCUCUGGGUAAUUAUUCCACCGAUGGUUGCUACAAAAUCUUGAGUAAGGGGUGUGGGUUUGUUCUAAAUUCAAAUUUUACAGCUAAGAACUCGAGAGCAUAUCGCAAACAAGGAGUCCCGAUUGGUCCACCGACUGGUUCAGACUGGAUCCAUGUCUAUGCGAGAGGGAUACAAGAUGUUCUACUUAGCAUAAAGGAGAAAUAUAAUGGCCCCGUUAUUUACAUCACUGAGAAUGGAAUUGCACAACACAGCUCAUUGACAGUGGAUGAAUCUCUCAAUGAUGUUCAGAGAAAACAAGCCCUCAACGACCAUCUAUUUUACAUUAAGUGUGCCAUGGAUGCUGGUGUAGAUGUGAAGGGAUACUUUGUGUGGUCUUUGUUGGAUAACUUUGAAUGGCGUUUGGGUUAUACAGAACGCUUUGGUAUUUACUACGUAAACUUCAAUAAUGAAAACUUGCAGAGAAUUCCAAAGAAGUCAGCCAAAUGGUUUAGAAAAUUUCUCUCUCACUAAUAAAGAGUGAAUACUG